AGAAGAAGAAGCAGAAGCAUCUAUCUUCCCGCUGGUCCAGUACCAACAACCAUUAGAACCACCAGCAUAGCAUCACCACCUCUCCCUCCCGCGCCUGGCGGACUCUUCAGCUCGCUGCUAGGCCCCCCUCCCUCCCUCCUCCUCCUCCUCCUCCUCCUCCUCCUCCUCUCCCAGUCGCCCCUUCCUUUUCCCGGAGAGGGGCAGCGAACUGAGAGAGGAGAGCCAGGCGGCCAGCCCGGAGGAGGGGAGGGGGGAAACCUUGCAAAAGUGGGGGCGCAGCCGUUGAUCCUCAGAAAGAGCAAUAGCAACAGCAGCAGGAGAAGAUGCUGAGGAUGCGGACCACGGGGUGGGCGCGCGGUUGGUGGCGCCUGAGCCGCUGCUGCUGCUGGUGGUGUUGUCUGCUCCUCAUGCUGCUGCGGAUCUCGCUCAGCCCGGUGGCCGCUAAGCAACUCCUCCGGUACCGCCUGGCCGAGGAAGGCCCGGCCGACGUGCGCAUCGGGAACGUGGCCUCCGACCUGGGCAUCGUGACGGGCUCCGGAGAGGUGACUUUCAGCUUGGAGUCGGGCUCGGAAUACCUGAAGAUCGACAACCUGACGGGCGAGCUGAGCACCAGCGAGCGACGCAUCGACCGCGAGAAGUUGCCCCAGUGUCAGAUGAUCUUCGACGAGAACGAGUGUUUCUUAGACUUCGAGGUGUCCGUCAUCGGGCCUUCGCAGAGCUGGGUAGACCUCUUCGAAGGCCGGGUCAUCGUGCUGGACAUCAACGACAACACGCCCACCUUCCCGUCGCCCGUGCUCACCCUCACGGUGGAGGAGAACCGACCCGUGGGCACCUUGUAUUUGCUGCCCACCGCCACGGACAGGGACUUCGGCCGCAACGGCAUCGAGCGCUACGAGCUGCUGCAAGAACCCGGGGGCGGCGGCGGCGGCGGCGGAGGCGAGAACCGGCGCCCCGGGCCUGCAGACGGCACCCCUUAUUCUGGGGGCGUUGGCAACGGGCCCAAAAGGCGCCCAGAGGGGCCCGAAGUUGGUAGCAGCAGUGGGCCCGGCUUGGGGGGCAGCAGCGGCGGCGGUGGCAGGAGCAGCGUGUUCGAGCUGCAAGUCGCCGACACCCCAGACGGCGAGAAGCAGCCGCAGCUGAUAGUGAAGGGAGCACUGGAUCGCGAGCAACGCGACUCCUACGAGUUGACCCUGCGGGUGCGGGAUGGAGGCGAGCCCCCGCGUUCCUCGCAGGCCAUCUUGCGGGUGCUCAUCACCGACGUGAACGACAACAGCCCCCGAUUCGAGAAGAGCGUGUACGAGGCCGACCUGGCGGAGAACAGCGCCCCGGGCACGCCCAUCCUGCAGCUGCGGGCCGCAGACCUGGACGUCGGGGUGAACGGGCAGAUCGAGUACGUGUUCGGGGCGGCCACCGAGUCGGUGCGGAGGUUGCUGCGGCUCGACGAGGCUACGGGGUGGCUCAGCGUGCUGCACCGCAUCGACCGCGAGGAGGUGAACCAGCUGCGUUUCAGCGUCAUGGCCCGCGACCGUGGCCAGCCCCCCAAGACCGACAAGGCCACCGUGGUGCUCAACAUCAAGGACGAGAACGACAACGUGCCCUCCAUCGAGAUCCGCAAGAUCGGACGCAUCCCUCUCAAAGACGGGGUGGCCAACGUGGCCGAGGAUGUGCUGGUGGACACCCCCAUCGCCCUGGUGCAAGUGUCCGACCGAGACCAGGGCGAGAACGGGGUGGUGACUUGCACCGUGGUGGGCGAUGUGCCCUUCCAGCUCAAGCCCGCCAGCGACACCGAGGGCGACCAGAACAAGAAGAAGUAUUUCUUGCACACCUCGGCCCCUCUGGACUAUGAGACCACCCGGGAGUUCAACGUGGUCAUCGUGGCCGUGGACUCGGGCAGCCCCAGUCUGUCCAGCAACAACUCCCUGGUGGUCAAAGUGGGGGACACCAAUGACAACCCACCCGUCUUUGGCCAGUCGGUGGUGGAAGUGUAUUUCCCCGAGAAUAACAUCCCAGGGGAGAGAGUGGCCACGGUCCUGGCCACAGAUGCAGACAGCGGAAAGAACGCUGAGAUCGCCUAUUCCCUGGAUUCUUCCGUGCUGGGGAUCUUUACCAUCAACCCCGACACUGGGGACAUCUUGGUCAACACCGUGCUGGACCGGGAGCAGACGGACAGGUAUGAGUUUAAAGUGAAUGCCAAAGACAAAGGGGUCCCCGUGUUGCAGGGUAGCACCCGGGUGAUCGUGCAGGUGGCUGACAAGAAUGACAAUGACCCUAAGUUUAUGCAGGAUGUCUUUACCUUUUAUGUGAAAGAAAACUUGCAGCCCAACAGCCCCGUGGGGAUGGUCACCGUGAUGGAUGCUGACAAGGGGCGCAACGCGGAGAUGAGCUUGUACAUCGAGGAGAACAGCCACAUGUUUUCCAUCGAGAAUGACACGGGGACCAUUUAUUCCACCAUCUCCUUUGACCGGGAACAUCAGACCACCUACACAUUCCGAGUCAAAGCUGUGGAUGGAGGGGAUCCCCCUAGAUCAGCCACUGCCACUGUUUCUCUCUUCGUGAUGGAUGAGAAUGACAAUGCCCCCACCGUCAACUUGCCCAGAAACGGUUCCUAUAUUUUACUGCCCCCUUCCAGUAAUGUCAGGACAGUUGUAGCCACAGUGCUGGCAACAGACAGUGAUGAUGGCAUCAAUGCAGACCUGAACUAUAGCAUUGUGGGAGGGAAUCCCUUCAAGCUCUUUGAGAUUGAUGCCACCAGUGGUGUGGUUUCCUUAGUGGGGAAACUCACCCAGAAACAUUACGGUUUGCACAGGUUGGUGGUGCAAGUCAAUGACAGUGGGCAGCCUUCCCAAUCCACCACAACUCUGGUGCACGUGUUUGUCAAUGAGAGUGUGUCCAAUGCAACUGUGAUUGACUCUCAGAUAGCCAGAAGUUUGCAUACUCCGCUCACCCAGGAUAUAGCUGGUGACCCCAGCUAUGAAAUGAGCAAACAGAGACUCAGCAUUGUCAUUGGGGUGGUGGCUGGAAUUAUGACAGUUAUUCUCAUCAUCUUAAUUGUGGUGAUGGCAAGGUACUGCCGGUCCAAGAACAAAAAUGGCUAUGAAGCCGGCAAGAAAGACCAUGAAGACUUUUUUACACCACAACAGCAUGACAAAUCUAAAAAGCCUAAAAAGGAUAAGAAAAACAAAAAGUCAAAGCAGCCUCUCUACAGCAGCAUUGUCACUGUAGAGGCUUCUAAACCCAAUGGACAGAGGUAUGACAGUGUCAAUGAGAAGCUCUCAGACAGCCCCAGCAUGGGGCGAUACCGGUCAGUGAAUGGUGGGCCUGGCAGUCCUGAUCUGGCCAGGCAUUACAAAUCCAGUUCCCCAUUGCCUACUGUCCAACUUCACCCUCAGUCACCAACAGCAGGGAAAAAACACCAGGCCGUCCAAGAUCUACCACCAGCCAACACAUUUGUGGGAGCAGGAGACAACAUAUCAAUCGGAUCAGAUCACUGCUCCGAAUACAGCUGUCAAACCAAUAACAAGUACAGCAAACAGCCAUUUCGUAGAGUGACGUUUUCUGUUGUGAGUCAGCCCCAGGACCCUCAUCAGGGGUCACUGCAGAGUUGCUAUGACAGCGGGCUGGAGGAGUCAGAAACACCAAGCAGUAAGAGUUCAUCAGGGCCAAGACUGGGUGCCCUUCCACUCCCAGAAGACAACUAUGAAAGGACCACGCCGGAUGGCAGUGUUGGUGAGGCAGAGCAUAUGGAAAAUGAUUCAAGACCUCUUCCAGAUGUUGCCCUGACCGGGAAGUGCACGCGGGAAUGUGAUGAAUACGGCCACUCAGACUCGUGCUGGAUGCCUGUCCGCACAUCCCCGGAGAGGAAGAAGAGCCAGCCUAAACUCUCCACCUUCAUGCCUGUUGAUGAACGAGGUAGCCAGGAAAAGCUGGCCAACGGCGAGGCUGCCGUCAUGGGUGACCGCAACAGAAACCUCCUAAACAAAAAGUUGACCUCCUCCUAUGAGACCUUCAGUGCAGCUAGUUUCAGCAAGAAUGAGGAAGCUAAUCCUGAGGAUAUUCCCCUGACCAAAACAGGGGAAUACAAGCCAUCUCCUGUCAAUACUCUCACUAGAAGAGAAGUGUACCUGUAGGCUAAACGAGCGACAGCAAAAUUCUUUUUCCAUAGGAGAAGAAGAAUAAGGGGUGAUGCUUAUACAGCAAAUGUUUUUGAUCUAAACGAGGGGGCUACCAAAGAGACAUAGCUUUGCCUGCCACUUCUGCCUCCAGAUCAGGCCUUUAGUGAUAAUUGUUAGCCUGAUUGUAAUGUACCUAUGUAGAAGUCAUCCUUGUUACUUGCAUGUCUAAUCCCCUCACUGAUUCCCGACACCCACUUUUCCUCUUCUGCAACCCUGUCCCUGCAAAAACAAAAACAAACCACAAAAAAAACACGAAAAACAAAAACAAAAAAGAUGGUUGCAAGUUUCUUUUCAUGGUAACGAGCCUGAUUAGCAGAACACAACACACUUUCAUCUUCCCUUAGCUGAAGCAUGAUUUUUAGUCACUUUGAUUUAGUUUGAGUGUUAUCCGGCUAGUCAAUGACAAUAAACAAACAAACAAAUAAAUAAGACAAAAUUUGUUUUAGACUUAACUUCAGAUUGCCCAUCACCAUACUGAAAAAACAAAUCCCUCACAGUGAAACAAUUUAUAGAGUACCUCUAAAGACAUUUUACCUAUAGAGGACUCUGAAACAUUUGGGGAAGAUCAGAGCUUUAAUAUUCCAAUCAAAAAAGUCAAAUUUAAACAAUAUCCAGUUGAUGAUUGUUGUCUCAAGUUGCAGUAUGUCAUUCUUUUCAAGUCAGAAGCAUUAACCAACUUCAUACGUUCAUUGACUAUUAUUAGUGUAAACACAAUCUCGGUCACACAUAUGACACUGAUUAUAACUUGUAAAAUAUACAUAUCUAUUUUUCUGAACAGCAUCACUACUAUCAACUAACUGGAACAAUUGUGUCAUUAGAAGGCCAAAGAUCAUAAGGCAGAUCAGGGAACCGAUGAAGUAGAUUUGGUCUUGACAAGAAAAUCUGUUCAACAACAUAAGCAACUGAAUCCAUGCACUCGAAAAAUCUGAGACUGGUUUGUUUUACUUUGUCUCUAUAUCCAGCAAACUUGUUUUUCUUUGUAAAUGUACUUUAUUUGGAAAUGUAGAAAAUGAAAAGUGAAUGAAACCUCUGUGUAUCAUAAUAGGUAAUUUGUUUUAAAAAAGAUUCAGGGAAGAUUCCAGUUAAAAAAAUUAAUAAAUAUGUUGUGAAUAGAUUCUGGACAGAAAGAUACAUUGACACAGUCUUAGAAAAAUGUCCACUUUUUCCAUAAUAGAAAGCAGGUUUUGCUUGCUAGUCUUAUUAUUCAUAUUUCAAGUGACCAAUGGCAUAUUUUACUUGUUCUAUGCACACUUUCAUAUGACACAAGUGCAUUAAUGUUGAAUCCAGUGCAAUACAGAACUAUUUCAAGACAGCAUUGCAGCAAGGUGACAGUUUGUUGCCAAUGUGAUUCAAACUUAUUUAAUAUAUAUCAUAAAACAAAUUCAAAAAUAAACAAAAAUUAAUUCUGGGAAGUAACAUGUCUUAGUGUAUACAUCUCAAAGUUGGAAAACUAUGCAGAUUUUUUUGUGUGUGUAGUAGUGAGGAAUAUGAAGGCCAGAGAGAUAGUAAAUUGCCUUGCACACAUCAACCUAAGUUAGAUCCAGGGUGCCACAUAUGGCCCCCUGAAUCCAGUCAGGAAUGAUCUUUGUAUACAGAACCAGGAGUAAGUCAUGAGAACUAUUGGUCGUGGCCAAAAAACAAUAAAAACUCAAAGAAAUAGAAUGUUAGUUAAUUGUUCUAUACAGGUUUAUAUAACAAAAUUAAAAUUUAACUUGGAAUAUUUAGACAAAAGUGACAAUCCAGGAAUAGAAAUGGAUAACAGGUGAAAAGAACAAUCAUUCUCCUCCUGAAUAUUAUGACCUAAAUAAGACAUUUCCUUGAUGGCACUCUAGCAAACUGUAAAAAUUACAAUGUAGCUUUGGAUAGUUUAAUGCUUUACAGAAUUCCUUAGACUAUAAAGUGAAGCAUCCUGGGAUAUAGUUUGUAAAUUUGCUCAGUCAUUAAAAUCUUUAUCUUUAAAAACCACUUUUUUGAUGGUGGUCUCUUUUGGGGGUCAUUUCCUUAAAAAUCAUUUUCUAAAUGGAGUUUUCUUUUAAGUGUUAGCUUAUGUAUAGUAUUUAGGAUGAAAGAAGGUAUGUAAUUGAAACAACAGUGGACUAAAAUAUCAAUAAUUGAACAUGGUUAUGUUUGAUUAUUAUUUACAUUAUGAAAAGAUGCAAUUCUAGUUCUUUGUUAGGAAACUGCAUUAAAGCAGUUCUGCCUUGUAUAAUCUGUAAGUACCUAUUAAGACAAAAUGCUUCUAAAGAUACUUAUGAAAUGUAUACAUAUUUUUCUUGCACGUUACAGAAGAAAUACUCAAUUGCAUAACACAGAUGUUGAACACAAUUUUUAUGUGUUUUUUUUUUCUUUCAUGAGACACUUCCAACCAUUAGGUAGCUCAUUUUACUCUAUCUUAAAAACCCUCUGUUUUCUAUAAAGCUCAUAUGGGUCUUAGUGGAUCUUCCGAGUAAUUGGAUUCACAUGCCCAUAAGUUAUUUUCACCACAUUCAAGACAGAUUUACCAUUGUCAUUUAAUUUGUGAGCUUCUCUUUAGAACUAAAAUGGGUGUGAAAGAAUAAAAUUCAGUGUACUGUAAGUAUUUGCAGUAAUUCUAGUAGAAUUAGCUAUCAUAACAUGUUUAUUAUAUAAUGAGCUGGCAUGACACAGAAAUAUAUUUUGUGUUUGUAUGACUUUUAUUUUGAAUAGGUUAAAUCUGGUGCCACUCCAUAUAGAGUGCUUUUGAAAAAAAAUCAAUAAAAAGAAACAAAAAAUAAAUAAAUGAGUGAAUGCAAAAUAAGCAACUGUGCCUUUUAUACCUGUUGUUAUGGUAAAAAAAAAAAGGUUGUUGGGUUUGGACAAUGAGGGGAAAUGGGCUAUUCCCAACUUUUUUGAUCUUGUAUAUUUAUCCAUGUUUAUUUUCUGAAAAUGAUAAAUAAUAUAUUAAAAUUUGCCUUCUGACAAACUCAGACAAUGGACCAGUCUUAAAUAUUAUUUGCCCAUAAAGCAAAAUUAUGACAUUAAUAUGGGCUGCAUAAUACCUAUGAGAAGGUUAUAACACAUAUUGUAAUAGUUACUCAGAGAGAUUUCAUCAGGGUUGAAAUCAGUCCAUUUUUCAAAGUAAAAUAUUGACUUAGAAUUUCUAUUUUCUAUUUUUAUUAUGAUUUUUCUUUUACCUGCUGUUUCAAUUCUGUUGCACAAUAUAUAAAGCAUUCUUGUUUCUGUAUACAAAAAUAUCAAGUGAACUUUGCAUGCAUAUACAUUAGGACACAUUUAUAAAUUAAUGAGUAACUAUAUCAAUUUAUGUGUAUUAAAACGCCUGUAAGAUUCAGUCUAAAAUCCAAUGUUUGCUCUGAAGCUCUAGGUAUCAUUUUUGUAUGGUUUCUGACUGGCCUGCUGCCUGCGUUUCAGAAAACAAAGAAGGCAUUAUUUUUAUGGGAAGUGGAACUAAGAUGGUACUGAAGAUACCUGACUGAAAGAUACCCUAGGGAGCUGUCUUAUAGGAAAAUAAAUUUACUUAAACACACAGACCAGAAGACAUUUGCAAGAAUCAAAGAGCCAUCCUAAUAUUGUCAUGAGAAUCCUGGAGACCUAAAUAAGUUAAUUAUAUUUUAUCAGUGGUAAAUGUAUAAUAUGCUCUUCAAGGAAAAAUUAAAAAAAGUGAAGAUAAGCAUGAACAUGUGAAUUAAGGCUUGCUAGUUGUGACCUAGACAGAGCUUCCCAUAACAUCUGGAGGAAGGCAUCAUUUUCCCAGCUUACUAGGGUUUACUUUCAGACAAUAUUUCUUACAUUUUAAAGCACUUGCAUUCAGUGUGGUACGACCUGUUUGUAAUGUUAAUCAUUGACUAUUGUUCUGCUACUUGGAUGUUGAUAGUGAAGCAGAGAACAAUUUAUCAUCGUUUAAUAUGAGUCACUAUGCACGAAACUAUGCUAAACAUGGCGAAAUGUAUUAAACACUCGUCCAACUAUUUAUGAAAUAUUUUACAUAAUUUAAUUUGCUUUUGUACAGUUUUAUGUAAAUAAAUUGCUUGUCACUUUUUGUCUCUGCAAAUUAAAAUAUAACAUGGUCAAAUGAUUU
Messenger RNA from Suncus etruscus (white-toothed pygmy shrew), 8226 nucleotides. RefSeq names its product protocadherin 7 (gene PCDH7). The record is from RefSeq and is a predicted model, not a curated record. Gene Ontology annotation, cellular component: plasma membrane. Gene Ontology annotation, molecular function: calcium ion binding. Bases 324 to 4127 code for a protein of 1267 amino acids. NCBI's taxonomy places the organism in Eukaryota, Metazoa, Chordata, Mammalia, Eulipotyphla, Soricidae. The transcript has 3 exons. Gene Ontology annotation, biological process: homophilic cell-cell adhesion.